Messenger RNA from Cyclopterus lumpus (lumpfish), 5721 nucleotides. RefSeq names its product multiple PDZ domain protein. Gene Ontology annotation, molecular function: protein binding. The record is from RefSeq and is a predicted model, not a curated record. Lineage: Eukaryota; Metazoa; Chordata; Actinopteri; Perciformes; Cyclopteridae. The transcript is spliced from 43 exons.
AUGGAAAUCAUGGACGCUCAGCUUGCCCUGGAGGCCGUGGAGAGACUGCAAGCCAAACUGAAGGAGCGAGGAGAUGCCCCCACGCAGGAGAAACUCUCCCUGCUGAAGACGGUGCUGCAGAGCCCCCUGUUCCAUCAUAUACUCAGCUUACAGCAAGCUCAGCGGAAGCCCCCGGCCAAAUCCUACCAGGGGAAGAUUUCCAAAUCCGUGUCCAUGAACUGUGGCCCCUGCCAGGGCGUGGCGCUGGACCUGAAGACGCUGAGUCACAGCGACUCCUACACAUGGGCCAUGGAGAACCGAGGGACCAGCACCACCAGAUCCAUCUACAGGGACGGCAGCUCCUACUCCCUAGGCUCGCAGGAUCUGUCCUUCUCGGACAUCUACCCGGACAACUGCGUUCCCACUGAAUCGCAAUACUGCACCCCACCUCGAAUCUCCCGCACCAUGUCGAUGGGGAGAAACCUGUCUGCCAUUGCUCACGAGAGGCGUCAUGUGGAGAUGAUAGAGCUGAUUAACGACGGGAAAGGGCUGGGUUUUGGCAUCAUAGGAGGGCGGAGCACAGGUGUCAUGGUCAAAACCAUACUUCCUGGCGGAGCUGCCGGACGGGAUAAGCGCCUGCGUAGCGGUGAUCAAAUCCUGCGCAUCGGAGAUACGGAUCUGGCGGGCAUGAACAGCGAGCAGGUGGCACAGGUGCUGCGAAAUGCUGGUACCAAGGUGAAACUGCUCAUCGCCAGGGAUGUUACCAAGGACAACCACCUUUCAUCUCCUGUCCUCAGCCAAGACAGCUUGGACGGCAAGCUCAAUGACUUGAUUGACGACUAUGAGUUCAGCGUGCAGUUCACUAAGAACAGUCGGGGCCUGGGAUUCACCAUUUCCAGCUACAUAGGUGACCUAAACUCAGUCUACAGCGCCGGUGUGAUAGUGAAGAGCAUAGUGAAAGGCAGCACCGUGGACCAAGAUGGACGCAUCAACGUCGGAGACAUCGUCCUCUCUGUGGACGAGGCCAGCCUGCAGGGCUGCAGCGAGCAGCGCGCCAUGGAGGUGCUGAGGAGGACGGGCCCCCUGGUCCGACUGAGGCUGCUGAGGAAGGCUGUCCGUCUGAGUCACAUCCUGCCCCCGGUGCCUCCGCUGCACCCCCUCCGACACUCCCACAGCUUCCACGAAGGCAAUCCCUACAGACUGGGCCUCAACAGGAUUCAAGAGACAGGAAUCUGCUCCCUGCGUGAAAUCUCCCGGAGAGCGGCAUACGCCAAUGGACGUCCCCGACACGGCUGCAGAAACGGUUUGAAACUGUCACCGGCUGAGGAGGAGGACCUGAGGAAGAGGUGGCAGCAUGCAGUCGGACAGCGAUAUGAAGUCAUUGUGUGUCAGCUGGAGCGGUUCAGUGAGACGAGCGGCCUCGGCAUCAGUCUGGAGGCCCGGGCGGGGCAUCACUACCUGUGCUCCGUCUUACCCGAGGGCCCCGUUGGCCAAAGUGGCAUUAUCUUUACUGGAGACCAGAUAUUGGAGGUGAAUGGGAUUCCUCUCAUUGGAGAGACGCACAAGGAGGUGGUCAAUAUUCUGAAGGAGCUACCGAAGCACGUCUGCCUGGUGUGCUCGCACAUUGUACCCCCCACGAUUCCCGACAGCGAUGAGGAAGAGGAGGACGACGCCCAUCUCACCCUGAAAGAGCUGCUGGCCGAGUUCAACGACAAGUUGGACCAGGGUUGUGUCAUUCCCUGUCCCACGGCCGAGGACAUCACCAAGCGCGGCGUGCCCCCCAUGUCGCCCCCUCUGGCCAUGUGGGAGAGAGACGCUCAGGUGGUCGAGCUGGAGAAAGGCGAGUUGGGACUGGGCUUCAGCAUCCUGGACUACCAGGAUCCUGAAGAUGUCACCAAAACAGUUCUGGUAAUCCGGUCCUUGGUGCCCGGCGGUGUAGCGGAUCGAGACGGUCGCCUGCUGCCUGGUGACCGGCUCAUGUUCGUCAACGAGUGUGACUUGGAGUGCUCCAGCCUGGAUUACGCCGUGCACGUCCUGAAGUCCACCGGCUACGGCCCUGUGCACAUUGGAGUUGCCAAACCACUGCCGCUGGAACUGUGCGGCGGCUUGACGCCGAUCUCAGAGAGGAGCCUGCGAGCUUCCUACGAUGACACCGAUAGCCACACUCAGAUCAGCCUGCUAGCCGAGGCAGCGGAGGCUAACGCCAACACCCGCAACUUCGAGGACAACAGCGUCACCCAGCCGUGUUACAUUUCAACGGAGAACCGGCUGCGGCAUCGCUUCAGCAACAUGGAGGACGACUACAGGCAGCGGGCGCCACCUCUGCCCCCCCGCACCAGCUUUGAGAGGACAAUCACUGUUGUCCGGGGCAACCGUAGCCUUGGGAUGUCGGUGAGCGCUAUCACGGACGGCUCAGGCAUGCUGGUGCGCAGCGUGGUCCAGGGGGGCUCUGUGAGCCAGGAUGGCAGGCUGGGGGUGGGGGACGCCAUCUUGGCCAUCAACGGAGAGCCUACCUCCAAUCUGACCAACGCCAGGGCCAGAGCCGCGCUCCGCAGACACUCCGUCGUAGGGCCGGAGAUAAGCAUAAUUUAUGUCCCGGCCCAUCAAGUGGAUCAGUACCGUACCCGUCUGUGUUUACCCCCUCUGGACUCCAUCGCAGUAGACAGCGCCUCUUCCACACCGACCCCGCUGACCCCUUUCCCGGAGCCCGCCUCGGCCUCGGCCUCGGCCUCGGCCCCGGCCAGACCUCCCGGCCCGGUCAGAGCCGCGGCUCCGGCUCCGGCUCCGGCUCCGGCCGCCCUCAAACCCGUCGCCUCGGUCAAAUUCAAAGCCGCAGCUCCGGAUCCUGCAGCAGUCAGAGCCGCCGCUUCCUCCAAAGCUCCAUUCAGAGGCCCGUUCGGAGUCCCUACUUUCACCCCGGCCCCAGACUCAAGUUGGCAGAUUCCGAAAUCUCUCCCUCCCAAGAAUUAUGAGGAGGAGGGGGAGAUGGUGGAGGAGAAAAAGGAGAAGACCGGGGCAGACGUGAAGGAGCCACAGCUGGAGCUGGAGGUAAAGGUGGACGGAGAGGCGGAGCUUGGCGCUCACGCCUCCGUUUCUUGGGAUCAACCGAGAAGCGUGCGGCUGACGCGAGCCCCGGGCCAGUCCCUGGGCCUCAGCAUCAUGGGAGGCAGAGGCAUGGGCCGGAGACUGAGCACCGGAGAGAUGAUGAGGGGCGUCUUCGUCAAGGACAUCAGCCCCGGCAGCCCGGCAGCACAAAAUGGCACUCUUCGGACCGGAGACAGGAUACUAGAGGUGUGCGGCGUGGACCUCAGCGACGCCAGCCACGAGCAGGCGGUGGAGGCCAUCCGGAGUGCUGGAGACUCCGUGCUCUUCCUGGUCCAGUCUGGACAACACAGAUCUCAGUCCCCGAUGCUCGCCAACCACGAGAGGCCGACUCCGACGACCCGGUGCAACUCGCACAGCGGCAAGGAAGCAGAGACUCUCAGUCUGUUCCUUACCCUCUCCCCUACAAACCCCUUCACUCCCACCCCCUUUAAGGUGCCUUCGUCGGCGUCCGACGGAACGGAUCGGAGGAGCGUCGCGGCACCGGUCGCGGCGGCGGCGGCUGACAGCGAUGGCGAUACCGGCAGGAAAAAGAUGCUCCAGCGUUACGGCAGCCUGUCCGGGAAGCUCCACAUGAUCGAGCUGGAGAAGGACCCCGCGGCCCGCGGCCUGGGGAUCGGCCUCUCGGGCAACAAGGACGGCUCCAGGGCUCGCAUGAGCGUCCACGUGGCGCACAUAGAGCCCCGGGGACCCGCCGGUUUGGACGGGAGGAUACGGGUCGGGGACGAGCUGCUGGAGAUCAACGGUCAGAUCUUGUACGGCCGGAGUCACCAAAACGUCUCCACCAUCAUCAACAACGCUCCGUCUAAAGUCAAGAUCAUCCUCAUCAGGAAUGUAGCGGACCCGGGUCAGACGGGGAGGAGCGAGGACGCGGUCGACUCCCGGACGGACGCAGCAGAGCGCGGGGGAUUAGCCAGAGACCUCCAACACCGCAUCCCACCUCAGGAUCACGCAGGUCUCGGCCUGGCAGCGGGGGAGUCCAAGGACGCAGCGGUGGUCCGGCACGGCCCAGCCAGCAAGGAUGGCAGGAAACAGCUCGGAGACAGAAUCAUAGCAGUGGGUGAUGAACCUGUGGCAGGCCUGUCGUUGGACAAGGUGUCCAGUUUGAUUCUGGAACAGCGGGUCACCGUCGAUCUCUCCGUCAGCCGCUCCAACAGUCCCUCCUCCUCCCCCUCCUCUCCACCUCUUUCCCGUCCCCACUCUCUCCCCGUGCCCUCCACUCCCCCGUCGCUCAAUACCUCUGCCGCCGGGCCCUCUGAUUGGCUCGGCUCGGCUCCCACGACGUCGGACCCCCUGAUUGGCCCACUUGUGGCCGGCGGGGAGACCACCAUAGAGUUUUGCAAAGGAAACGUAGGCCUGGGCCUCAGCAUCGUCGGAGGAUGUGACACCCUGCUGGGGGCAGUAAUAAUCCAUGAAGUAAACGAUGGCGGAGCAGCACAGAGAGAUGGGAGGCUGCAGGCUGGAGACCACAUAUUGGAGGUCAACGGCAUCGACCUGCGGCAGGCCACCCACGACGAGGCCAUCGGCGUGCUGCGGCUCACCACCCGGCGCGUUCGCAUGUGCGUCUUCAGGCACCAGGAGGCCUACAGGGAGGAGGACCUGUGGGACGUCUUCACCCUGGAGCUGAGGCCACGCCCUGGGGAGGGGCUGGGGUUCGCCACUGUGGGCAAGAGUAAUGACACGGGCAUCUUUGUGUCAGAUCUCAUCAGAGGAGGCGUAGCGGAUUCGGAUGGCAGGUUGUUGCUCGGCGACCAGAUUCUGUCAAUCAACGGGGAGGAUCUCCGCGCGGCAUCGCAGGAACACGCGCACCAGCUUCUGCAGGGUUGCAGCGGAGCGGUCCAGCUGGAGGUGGCUCGUUUUAAAGCUGGGCUGCAGUACUCACAGCAGAGCCAGGAGUACUUUAAGUUGUGUUUUAUCCAGAGCGAAGACUCCGACUGCUCCACUCUGACCCAUUCAAGCGGCUGCGAUGCUUCGCUCGGCCACCAGAGGGAGACAAAUAACAAGACAGGGAGCUACUCAUUUAAAGACUACCCUGACGCCAAACAAGUCAUAAUACAAAAGGGGCCAUGUGACUCUCUGGACCUCAGUGUAGCAGGAGGAGCGGGCAGUCCCCAUGACAACGUGCCUCUUUUUAUUGCUACCAUGGAUACGGAUGGACUGGCUGCCAAAACGCACCAAUUACAGGCAGGAGACAGGAUCCUCAGUAUCAACAGGAUAUCAGGUAGUGAUAGUGUCAGAAUGUGUGUGUGUGUGUGUGUGUGUGUGUGUGUCUAGGUGGCAGCUGGUUCUGGUGGGUGGAGCACAAAGGACCACAACGAUGUACGCUCGCCGUCGUCAGGCCAACCGAGCAGCUUCCACAACCACCUCUGCGCUCGCACUUAUAAGACCGUCACCCUGGAGAGGGGCUCCUCGGGCCUGGGCUUCAGCAUCGUGGGGGGGUUCAGCAGCCCUCACGGGGACCUGCCGAUCUACAUCAAAACGGUCUUCAACAAGGGGGCGGCCGUGGAGGACGGCCGGCUGAAGCGCGGAGACCAGAUCAUCGCCGUAAACGGACACUGCCUGGAGGGCGUGACUCACGGCGAGGCCGUGGACAUCCUCAAGAAGACCAGGGGGUCCGUGGUGCUGACGGUGCUCUCUUGA